Molecule: messenger RNA, 2778 nt
Organism: Oryzias melastigma (Indian medaka)
Lineage: Eukaryota; Metazoa; Chordata; Actinopteri; Beloniformes; Adrianichthyidae
Gene: ap4m1
Product: adaptor related protein complex 4 subunit mu 1
Exons: 16
Coding region: 475-1800 (441 amino acids)
Biological process (GO): Golgi to lysosome transport; protein targeting
Cellular component (GO): clathrin adaptor complex; trans-Golgi network; cytoplasmic vesicle
Source: RefSeq, a predicted model, not a curated record
ACGCUACAUUUGGGCUGCUUUAAAAACAUAAGAUAUUUAUCUAUUUAAUUUUUUAAGAAAUUGUGAAAUGUUAAAUGUUCCGUUCAUAAAGGUAAGCUUGCAGUUGAUCCUCCUGGACGGCAGGUGGCGGUGUAGGCUAAGAGUUCAUCUAGAACCGGAUCCACAACCUCAACCUGAAGUGGUAGCUUUAGCCAUUGACAAUAACAAAACGCUUCGGUAUUUAACUUUUUAAUAGUUCAGUGUUUAAAUUAACAUGUUUUUCUUAUACUUGACAUUGUCAUUUUUGACAUUAGAACAGAAUAACUUACGGGACACCGUAAAAUAAGCCACGAUUUCACGAUAUCCUGGCUAAUGAACAACUAGAUCUCAGAAUUUGAACUGUUUUAUCAGCUGACUUGAGCGUAUUCCUGAAGCCCUCCCAGGCUGUCCCACUCAGAGGGGGGGCGCGGCUGUCCUUGAGAGACCCUCAGCAGGAUGAUCCGGCAGCUCUUCAUCUUGUCCUCGAAGGGCGACCCCCUCCUCUUCAAAGACUUCCGUGGAGAGGCGGGGGACGAUGUGGUCAACGUUUUCUACCAGAAGGUCACGGCACUACCUGGAGACCAGCCUCCGGUUGUCAUGGCGUUCAGAGACCUCCACUUCCUGCACGUCAGGCAGGGGGGCCUCUACUGGGUCGCCACCACCACAGCCGACGCCUCCCCGUUCACCAUCAUUGAAUUCUUGAACAGGCUGGCGGCGCUGGUGAAGGAUUAUUGCGGCGGUCUGUCAGAGAAGUCGGUUCAGAUGAACUUUGCUCUGAUCUACGAGCUGCUGGACGAGGUUCUGGACUACGGUUACAUCCAGACGACGUCCUCUGACAUGCUGAGGAACUUCCUGCAGUCGGAGGCGGUCAGCUCGCGGCCGUUCAGCCUCUUUGACCUCAGUAACGUGGGCCUGUUCGGCGCAGACACUCAGCAGAGUAAAGUGGCUCCGAGCUCCGCCGCUGCCAGACCCAUCCAGGCCGGCAGGGAGCAGGGGGGGCGGAGCGAGAUAUUCGUGGACGUGGUGGAGAGGAUGUCGGUGGUGGUCGGCUCCAACGGGGUCCUGAUGAAGGCAGACGUGGAGGGGGAAAUCCGAAUCAAGUGCUUCAUGCCCAGCUGCUCAGAGAUCCGGAUCGGUCUGAAUGAGGAGCUGAGCAUCGGGAAGUCCCAGCUCAGAGGUUACGGAGCGGCGGUUCGAGUGGACGGGUGCAGUUUCCAUCAGGGGGUGCGACUGGACGAGUUCGACAGCCACCGGAUCCUCCGGCUCUGCCCCAGCCAGGGGGAGCAAACAGUGAUGCAGUACCAGCUGACCGAUGACCUGCCGACCGCUCCGCCUUUCCGGCUCUUCCCGACCAUUGAGAGAGACGGCACAGGAAGGCUGAUCCUGUUCUUGAAGCUCCGCUGUGAUCUGCCCCCCAAGAGCUCCGCCGUGAACGUGUGCGCCUCCGUCCCCGUCCCGAAAGGAGCCGUGAGUUUGUCUCAGGAGCUCAGCAGUCCGGAUCAGAGUGCCGAGCUGCAGUCGCAGAACCGGGCCGUGGCCUGGCAGAUCCCCCGUUUGGCCGGAGGAACACAGCUGUCCGCUUUGUUUAAGCUGGACGUCCCGGGCCUGAGCUCAGCUUCCAUGCUGGAGGUGGGUCCGGUCGGCCUGAGCUUCGAGUUGCCCAAGUUCACGGCCACGGGGCUGCAGAUCCGCUUCCUGCGCCUGUCCCCGGUGCAGCCGGCGCCAUCGCAGCGCUGGGUCAGAUACGUCACUCACUCCGACUCCUACAGCAUCCGGAUCUGACCGCAGCGGCAAAAGCUGAGCGGAACCCGCUGACUCUGGUUCUGGUGUGAAUCCAGUCGUCCCUGGAUGGAGCCGGAGUGUGUUCUCUGAGCAGCUGCUGCACCCCCCACCAGGACCUGCAGCAGAUGAACCUGCCCCGUGGGCCGGCCCCUCCUCUUCCUCUGGAGCCCCACAGGAAGCGCCGCCGCGCUGAGCGGGUGAAAAUGACUUUCCGGAUCUCAAAGCUGGAUCCACAGGAUGUAGUAAGGAAAAUAUCCUGGAAGAGCCGGGAAAGGAGGGGGCCGUGCACGCGCUCAGCCGUGCACGCUCUGCUGCAGAGACAGACAAAUUCAAACACUGAAAAUAUCCUCAAAGUCGUCGUAGGAAUUACUGGAUUCAUUUAAAUGUCUGUAGAGGAGGACAAAACUGUUCCACAGAAAACAAGGAAAAGUCCAGAACCGGAGAGAGUCCGGAGUGAUCAUGAACAGAAUGCAGUGAAAACCAGAAAACCCAUCAUGUAACACAUGCACCUGUCUCUGACCCGGUUUGGAGAAGUUGAAAGCUUUCCUAGUUUGAACAAAGUUUAAAGUUAGUCAUUUAGCAAAGAUGAGACCAGCUCCACACCCUGGUGUGUGUGCGCGGGGGGGGGCUGCCAUAGAUGCCAUAAAUCAAACACAUCUAAUGCACUAUCUCUGCUUCUCAACCAACAUUCUCCUCCAUUGUUUUAAUGAUUCUGGGAUUCACAGCAGCAUUACCAUGAACAAAAAAACUACUUUUUGAGCUCUUAAGUGAUUAUACUGUUCAUUCACAAAUUGGUUCUUUAUUUUCAUUUUCUAACCACAAACCUGCACUCUCUUUUAAGGCCGAUUAGCCGAUAGUUCAGCUACAUGCUAGCUGUUUUGGCUAACCUAAGUUUAUUUAUUUAUUUUUUUAGGCUAAUUUAGCAUUUAGCUAAAAUUCAACGUUUUCAGCUAUCAGCUUUAGCAUUUUUAGCUAUUA